Vigna angularis (adzuki bean) is the source of this 810-nucleotide messenger RNA. Its product is annotated as 60S ribosomal protein L23a-like. The transcript is spliced from 4 exons. Gene Ontology annotation, cellular component: ribosome; cytosolic large ribosomal subunit. Gene Ontology annotation, biological process: translation; ribosomal large subunit assembly. NCBI's taxonomy places the organism in Eukaryota, Viridiplantae, Streptophyta, Magnoliopsida, Fabales, Fabaceae. Bases 16 to 627 code for a protein of 203 amino acids. Gene Ontology annotation, molecular function: structural constituent of ribosome; rRNA binding. The record is from RefSeq and is a predicted model, not a curated record.
UGGGCCUAUCGAAACAUGGCCCAUUUUCAAAAAUGGAUAAGCACAUUUUGGUCAUUUUGCAUUUCGUAUAUAAACUUCAUAAACCAAAACGUAAACCCUAGAGCCGGGUUUGUUCCUCUGCACAGGAAUUCGGAAUAUUUGACUGGUAGAGUUUUUUUUUCAAUGGCUCCCGCUAAAGUUGAUAGUUCUAAGAAGGGUGAUCCAAAGGCACAGGCCUUGAAAACUGCUAAGGCAGUUAAGUCUGGACCUACCUUUAAGAAGAAGGCGAAGAAGAUCCGAACUUCUGUGACUUUCCACAGGCCGAAGACCUUGAAGAAGGAUAGGAAUCCUAAAUACCCUCGCAUUAGUGCGCCACCAAGGAACAAGCUUGAUCAUUAUCAGAUCCUGAAGUUCCCUCUUACUACUGAGUCUGCUAUGAAGAAGAUCGAGGACAACAACACUUUGGUUUUCAUCGUCGACCUACGUGCGGACAAGAAGAAGAUCAAGGAUGCAGUGAAGAAAAUGUAUGACAUCCAAGCGAAGAAAGUUAACACCUUGAUCAGGCCUGAUGGCACCAAGAAGGCUUAUGUCAGGUUGACCCCUGAUUACGAUGCAUUGGAUGUGGCAAACAAGAUCGGCAUCAUCUAAGUACAUGGGUUUUAUUUAAUGUUAGGCAGUUCUAUGGUGAUUCUUGACGGUAACUUUUCAAAAAAGGAUAGGUUCUAUAUUUCGAGUUUUAUUAUUUUGUAUCAUUUGCUUCAGUUGACACUAAGCAGACACCGUGUUUCAAUUUUGACUCUUAAAUUGAUGAUUAAAUUGAGCAUGUUAAAA